UGAAUCACAGCCUUAUGCUUCAUAAAUAAGUCAUCGAACUUAUCCAAAUAAGGAAAAAUACUAACUAGACUUAUUUUACAAAAAUGGAUUCAGAAAUGAUUAAGAAGCUUGGAACUUCUUUCAUAGUACCUUCUGUUCAAGAGCUAGUAAAGAAAUCCAUAACAAAAGUUCCAGAGAGAUAUGUUCAACAAAACCAAGAUCCUCAUGUUGUUUCUAGCAAAAUCUCUUUACCACAAGUUCCUGUCAUCGAUUUGAAUAAGUUGUUGACUGAAGAAGAUGGAACUGAACUAGACAAACUUGAUUAUGCCUGCAAAGAAUGGGGUUUCUUCCAGCUGAUCAAUCAUGGAGUGAAUUCUUCAUUGGUGGAAAAUUUCAAAAAACUUGUUCAAGAUUUCUUCAAUCUAUCAGCAGAAGAAAAGAAAGUAUUUGCACAGAAACCAGGAGAUAUGGAAGGUUUUGGUCAGAUGUUUGUUGUAUCAGAUGAACACAAACUUGAAUGGGCUGAUUUAUUCUACCUACUCACACUUCCAUCAUACAGAAGAAAUCCACACUUAUUUCCUAGUAUUCCCCAACCAUUCAGAGAAAAUCUAGAGAUGUAUUCUUUAGAACUGAAAAAACUAAGUGUGACAAUCAUUGAGUUUAUGACAAAAGCAUUAAAGAUCCAACCAAGUGAAUUGCUAGAGUUUGUUGAAGAUGGAACUCAAGCAAUGAGGAUGAAUUACUAUCCUCCAUGUCCUUAUCCAGAACAAGUUAUUGGACUCAAUCCUCAUUCUGAUGCUGGUUGUCUUACAAUCCUUCUCCAAGUCAAUAAUGAAAUGACACAAAUCCAAAAAUAA
Messenger RNA from Trifolium pratense (red clover), 836 nucleotides. RefSeq names its product protein SRG1-like. Bases 84 to 836 code for a protein of 250 amino acids. The record is from RefSeq and is a predicted model, not a curated record. Lineage: Eukaryota; Viridiplantae; Streptophyta; Magnoliopsida; Fabales; Fabaceae. The transcript has 3 exons.